Octopus sinensis (East Asian common octopus) is the source of this 2591-nucleotide messenger RNA. RefSeq names its product GTP cyclohydrolase 1-like. Gene Ontology annotation, biological process: tetrahydrofolate biosynthetic process; tetrahydrobiopterin biosynthetic process. The transcript has 7 exons. Gene Ontology annotation, molecular function: GTP binding; GTP cyclohydrolase I activity; zinc ion binding. Gene Ontology annotation, cellular component: cytoplasm. The coding region runs from base 988 to 1743 and encodes 251 amino acids. NCBI's taxonomy places the organism in Eukaryota, Metazoa, Mollusca, Cephalopoda, Octopoda, Octopodidae. The record is from RefSeq and is a predicted model, not a curated record.
UAUUUAAAAGUAUGAACAGCAGGCUGUCAGAGUAGUCUAUGUAAAGAACCUGUGCACGAUAAGCGAGCGAGGAGGUUCUUUCUCCUACAUUGUUGAAUCAGAACAAGUAGCAGUAGUAUCUGUUGAAAUAAACCUACUCGCUGCUGGUGAAUUAAGUGGAAAGGACUGUUCUGUCGUCAACAAGUGGAGUAGUAGACUUCCUCAGUUCUCAGACAUGAGUGGUGACUUUUAUUUAUUCAUUUUUGUUUUAUUCUUUUGAAUUUGGCUGGAUCACCUCUUUUUUCUCUUUGUUUUUGAACGAAUAUAAAAAUUGACGCAAUUCCACUUGGGUCUACUGAAGUUUCUUGGUACGGGACGAAAGAUGUUUUUUCUAAGUAGAAAUUGUUGAACUCACACAGACUUUCAAUUACAGUCGUUUAAACGCUACAAUUGUUGAUAUAAAUGAAAAAGAAAGUUAAUGAAGUCAGUUUAACACCUCAAGUCCAGCAAUAUAAAUUUACAUGUAAACUAUACAUGAUUAUAGUUAUUCCAACAAACAUAAUUACACACACACCGAAACGUACAUAAACAUAUACUUUCAUUUUUACGGAUAUUUUAACACCAAUUUUAAACAUAGACUCUGAUACAUAAGUAGGUAAAACAUUUGUCCAUCAAUAUAUUCAUCUUUUAAUACAUCUAUAUUUCAUUAAAACCCUUAAAGUAAUUUAUCCAUCCAUCCGUCUGCCCAUCCAUUCAUCCAUCCAUACAUAAUGUACGUUACAGUUAUGUAUUCUUACGAAGUUUCAUACUUCUUAUGAAUUUCCAUAUCUCUUCCCGUAACAGUAUCUUAGGAACAUUCUACUUACCGACCGGGCCUAGAAGUGGAUUAAUUUCUUUUGUGAAAAUUUUAUUUUAUUACAAUCCUUUGUAAUUACUGCUUAAAAAUACAUUUCGAUAGUAUUAUAAAAGAAGACAAAAGGUAAAUAAAUAAACACUUUCCAUAGAAGAAUGGAGAAUCAUCGGGAACCAAUCUACCGAACAGAUCCGAAUGUGGAACUUGAGGAUCAAUUACGGAAAUUAGCUUUCGUGCGACAUCCGAGUACCCAGAGCGAAGGCGAUGUUUUCAGUCCGGUAGGUUCAACGUUCCAACCCAAUCGGUAUAAACGCACCGAAAGUAUCACCUACGAUGAAAUGAGCGAAGAAGAAAUUGUCAAGUCACUUUCCACUCAUUAUAAAGGUAUUUUGAGUAACCUGGGAGAAAAUCCUCACAGACAAGGACUAUUGCGGACCCCAGAGAGAGCAGCUAAAGCUAUUAUGUUCUUUACAAAGGGCUAUAAAGAAAACAUUGAAGAUAUAUUAAAUGAUGCAGUUUUUGAUGAAGAUCAUGAUGAGAUGGUUAUUGUUAAAGAUAUAGAAAUGUUCUCCCUCUGUGAACAUCAUUUGGUACCUUUUAUGGGAAAAGUAUCCAUUGGUUAUUUGCCAAAUAGAAGGAUUUUAGGAUUAAGUAAAUUAGCAAGAAUAGUGGAAAUAUUUUGCAGGAGAUUACAAGUACAGGAGCGCUUAACUAAACAGAUUGCUGUGGCCAUAACUGAAGCCGUUCAACCAAGAGGAGUCGGUGUUGUUAUUGAAGCUACGCACAUGUGUAUGGUCAUGCGAGGGGUCCAGAAACUCAACAGCAAGACAGUUACAAGUACUAUGUUAGGUGUAUUACGAGAGGAUCCUAAAUCUCGUGAGGAAUUUCUUACACUUGUGAAUAAUAGGUAGUACCUAUCGAAAAUCCGGACUCUUGAAAGAAAAGUUUUGUUUUGUCGACUUCAAUCGAUGAAAAAUUCAUCUAAAUUUGGAACAAUAACGAAAUAUAACUAUAUAAAGAAUUUCAUAAGAGCAUCAACAUUGUGAUAGCCUUUAUUGCACUCAGUCAAGCAACCAGCCAUAGAAAGUGUAUAAAACAUAACUGUGAUGACGAGAAUGUCUCAGUAAUGCUUAGAAAUUUAACUAAAAGUUCUUGAAACAGGAGAGAAAUGUCUAUGAAUAAAAGGAAAACUCUAACAGAGAUGUGUCGCAGAAGGGAAAGUGUCCAAAUUAAUAAUUUAACAAGUUUGUAAUCAACGAUAUGAAGAACAGGACAAAAUGAAAUUAAGAAGCAAAAUCAUUAUGUUACAAUCUAUAUAAUUUAUGUAUAUAUACAUUCACAUACGUGCAUCUAAUUAAACAUAUAUGUACACACAAAUGUAUUAACACUUGUGCGUUUGCACAUGCACCUAUAUUCGUAUGCACACACACACACACACAUACACACACACAUAUAUAUAUAUACAUACAUAUAUAUACACACACAUACACAUAUAUACAUAUAAAUAAAUAUAUAUAUAUAUAUACGAGGGGAAGUCAAAACUUAUCCGCACGAAAAAUGGCGUGAUCAGACUCAAACUUCGGUCACGUGACCACAAUAGUAACAACUAUAAACACGCAUGCGCAUAAGACAGUGUGACAAUAACAAAGAUAUGCUAUGGCGAAAGUGUGGAUAAUUUUUGAGUUCUCUUCGUAUAUAUUUAAAUAUACGUAUAUAUAUAUGUGUAUAUAUAUAUAUAUAUAUAUAUAUAUAUAUAUGU